Papaver somniferum (opium poppy) is the source of this 2678-nucleotide messenger RNA. Its product is annotated as amino acid transporter AVT6C-like. Lineage: Eukaryota; Viridiplantae; Streptophyta; Magnoliopsida; Ranunculales; Papaveraceae. The transcript is spliced from 5 exons. Gene Ontology annotation, molecular function: amino acid transmembrane transporter activity. The coding region runs from base 380 to 1723 and encodes 447 amino acids. Gene Ontology annotation, biological process: amino acid transmembrane transport. The record is from RefSeq and is a predicted model, not a curated record.
AACUCAUCCUGUCACCGACGCGAUGACAAUUCAACUAUAUUAAAUUAGUUCUCCUAACAAACACAGAAUCUUGACUAUGACCUCUCCUUCAAAAUCAUUCAUAACCAUUUCAAAGUGUGGAACAGAAAAUUACAUGGCCGCUCAGACGUCACUCCAAUCUCAAUAGAAGGAUACGGUUUUUAUUGCCUGAAAAAUCUUGAAUAUUUCUAUUUAGGGGUGCCAACCUACUUAUCUGUUUUGAUAUGGCCGUUCUGGUAAAUCACACGCCUACCCAAUAUCUCAUCAUCAUCAUAAUAAUGGGUCCUUGUUGGCAACCGCACAUCCCCCUAUAAUAACGCCCUUGUUGUUGGUAGAAAGUAUCAGAAUCCAUCCAUCCACCAUGACCAUCACAAAAGACGCCGGAAUUUUCACACCAUUACUCCCGGAGCUCAAUCCCAACAACCAAGAUGAAGAUUCCGGUGGUGGUGCAUCUGUUUCCGGUGCGGUAUUCAACGUGUCAACAAGCACCAUCGGUGCCGGGAUUGUGUCAAUUCCGGCGACACUUAAGGUAUUGGGAGUGAUUCCGGCGAUUAUUCUCAUCCUAGUCAUUGCGAUCUUAUCUGAGGUCUCGGCUGAGUUUCUUAUCAGGUUUACAAAAUCAUCUGAGAAUCUGAAAAAAACUACUUAUGCCGGUGUAAUGGGUGAAUCGUUCGGACGAGCUGGAUCUAUCUUGUUGCAGAUUUGUAUUAUGAUUACUAAUCUUGGGUGUCUUAUCAUUUAUCUCAUCAUUAUCGGAGAUGUUUUGUGUGGAAGUGGAAAUAAUGAAUCAAUGCAUUCAGGGAUGUUGCAAGAAUGGUUUGGGUUGCAAUGGUGGAACACAAGAUCAUUUGCAAUUCUAUUCACUGUCAUUUUUGUUGUCAAUCCAUGGGUGUUGUUUCUGGUGUUACUUGCUGCAGAAUCAUUGAGGUUUACUUCUGCGGUAUGGGUACUUCUAGCUGUGGUGUUUGUUGCAAUCAGCACGGUUUUAGCCAUCUCUGCACUUUGGCAUGGUAAAACCAAGACUCCUAGAUUGUUGCCAGUACUAGAGAACAAGGCAUCAUUUUUUGAGUUGUUUACGGCGGUUCCCAUCAUUGUGUCAGCAUUCACCUUCCAUUUUAAUGUUCAUCCGAUUGCAGCAGAACUGAGGAAAACUUCUGAAAUGGUCACGGCUGUGCGUAUAUCCCUCGUCUUGUGUGCAGCAGUUUACGCAGCAGUUGGGUUCUUUGGGUACCUACUGUUUGGGGAUUCCACCAUGUCUGAUAUACUUUCAAAUUUCGAUCACAAUUUCGGUUCUAGUGUUGGGACUCUUCUUAACGAUACAGUUCGCUUAAGCUAUGCGCUCCAUCUAAUGUUGGUUUUUCCACUACCUAAUUUCUCACUGAGGGUAAACGUAGACGAAUUCCUCUUUCCAGAGUGGCCUUUUUUGUCUUCGCAUAACAUCCGGUUCGUUCCGCUCACUUGCAUACUUCUCAUAUUCGUCUACAUAGCAGCAAUAGCCAUCCCAAAUAUAUGGUUUUUCUUCCAGUUCCUUGGAUCAACAACUUCACUCUGUGUAGCUUUCAUAUUCCCUGGCGCCAUUGUCCUCAGAGACGUUCAAGGAGUAGCAACAAGAAGAGAUAAGAUUUUAGCUGUACUAAUGAUUGCCAUUGCGGUAAUAGCUAGUACGAUCGCUAUUUACUCCAAUAUUGCAAGCUUACUUGGAUGAAAUUGUACAGUACAGGUAGAUGCAACAUAUACUUUUAUCAUACUGGCACCAUUACAAUGGCCUCCCUCACUUCUCUGUCAGUGCAAAAUCAAAGUAAUAUGCUAGUGUAUCUAUCAAAGAAAUGCAUUUGCAAUGAGAAUCCGGUGAAAACAAAUUCUUAGCAUUAGCAUUGUGGAUUCAUGAUGUUACACAGUUCUUCCAAGAUGGUGUUUUAUGAAUGAUAAAGUGAACUCUUCGUCUCCUGUCUUCAUAUUCCAUGAAGCUAUCAUGCUUUUUUUGGAUCUGACUCGUGUAUAUCUGGUUGAAAUCACCUGACUUGUCCGGAUCUGACUUUGUUUUUCGAGUCAGACCCACUCAAAAAUAUGUGGAGUUAGUUGCUUGGUCCCAUGAUUCAGGGGCAUUUUAUUCCAGACGUAUUUAUAAACACUUACUUUUUAGUCUAAAUGUUUGGAGUUGCACAUUGAUAUUGGAAAUCAGAGCUGAAACCAAUCUUCUUCUUCUUCCUCCUCCUAAACUGAAUGAUGAUUCCUCUAAGAAAAAUAAUCUGUAAUCACCAUUCUCCAUUCCCACCUCAUUUGUUCCUUGUAAGUUCUAACCUAUCCCAUUUUGAAAGUGAAGUGAUUAAUGAAUGCAAGUCUGGUAAAAUCAAGAAACUAGACGAUGCUUUGGAUUACUUUGAUAAAUUGGUUGCAAUGAAUCACUUGCCAUCAAUUGUUACACUCUCUCAUUUACUGAAUUCAUUAUCCAAAAUUGGAUGUUAUUCAGAUGUAAUCACAAUGUGUAAGAAGAUGAAUGAUAUUGGAAUCCAACCUUGUUUCUUGACAUUGAACAUUUUGAUUAAUUGUUAUUGUCAAUUGAAGGAAACUGGUUAUGGGUUCAGUUUGUUUGGUGAUCUUCUGAAGAGGGGUUAUGAUCCUGAUAUAAUCACAUUUACUAAUUUGAUCAGGGGGUUGUG